UCAGGACCAGAUGAUAACCAAUAGCGUGCGACAUCCUGCCGAUGAAGAAAACUGCUCUGUUGAAAGCCGAGGCGAGCAGAGGAGCGCAGCGUUCAGACUCACCGGCAUCAGCUUCAGCCACAAAGGCGCCGCGAGAAGAGAAAGCGACGGCGGGUUUCAGCCUCCAGAUUCAGAUUGAACAGACUUUGUAGCCACCAGUCAGCGUAUCUCAGACAAGAAGCGCAGAUGGACACCAGAAACGCCACAGAAGAAAAACCUGUCCAGAGAUCCAAGUCCUUUAGCUUUAAGACCCAGAAGGAGGUGUGCUCAUCAUGUGAGAAGACGGUCUACCCGAUGGAGAGACUGGUUGCCAACAACCUGGUCUUCCACUCCACAUGUUUCUGUUGCAAACACUGCAACGCCAAACUCAGCCUCGGGACCUUCGCAGCCCUUCAGGGCGAGUUCUACUGCAAACCGCACUUCCAGCAGCUUUUCAAAAGCAAAGGCAACUACGACGAGGGAUUCGGACGCAAGCAGCACAAGGAGCUCUGGGCCUCCAAGGAGACAGAUACUAUAACAAAGACCCCCUAGUCAUGUCUUCCCGUGUCCUGACUCAGAUCUGCCUUUUUCUCUUUUCUUCACCCCGACACCUCCAACAUAUUAUGGCGAACCCAGGCCUCGUGCGGUGGGGGCACAGUUAAAUAACUCACGCUCUCACAUGCUUUUUAAAAUUGCCACCAGAACAGACACAUGCCCAAACUGCCUGGAAAUGACAGGCCACUUAAAUAUUUGGAGCCAAAUUUAGAUGAUGAAUUUAUUUUCCAGUUCCUUGUUAGGAAUUGGUUUGUUGAUCGUGACCAAAAGCCUUCUCUGGUGUGGAGAGUGUAACAAAUCCACUUAAUUUCUUUUAUUUUUUUGGUCUCCUUUUUAAUCAUUUGUACCCGCUUUCUUUUAGGGAUGUUUUUUUUCUUUUGUUGCAUGCUUACUCAAACACGACACAAGUCUUGCAGUAGAGCAUGUCCUCAGGUCAAUUCUUGCCCAAGGAUCAAACAAAUAUAUAGAUUUCAUAGUUUGACCCAUUGUAACAAAACACAAAUUCUUCAGUGGUAUCAUGAUGCUGUCAGACGAGUUAGUCUGGUUUCAUAUGUUUAAGGAACAAACAGGGUACAGAGUACUGUAUAACUGCACGUCGGCAACAGCUCACCUCGUGUUUUCAUUUUAGUUUUAAUAAUGCACACUUCAUCCCACGGCUCUUAUGUUGAGGAUCGCUUUGAGUUUUAUCCUUGCAUCUAGUGUGACUGGGUCUUAACAGCCUUAUCUUAUUACUGUAAUGAUCUCUUGUGCUGUGAAUGGUUUCGUUUCAGUUAUACAUAGCAAACAAUUUCUCCAAGAGAAGCUCAUAAAUUGAAACUCUGUGCUUUUGUUGUUGACAUUUUAGAUGGAAUUCUCAGUUUGUGUUUGUAUACUAUUUGUACAUAGAGCUGUAGUUAGUGACUAGUGAACAUUCCCCUCUGUGGUGUCACCUCGUCUUGCACACGAUCACCAGUCAAGAUAUUCAAAAUCAAGUCGGGGACCAGUCCACAAAGGUCCCUUAAUGUGUUCCGUAAGAGGGACGACACACGUGUGGUCCAAGUGAUGGUUACAGAUGCGUCGCUGUCAUGAAUGAUGUUGAUGCUCAGACUGAAUAUUAGAGGCAGUCCCAUGCAUGUUUGAAGUCCUGUGUUGAUUUAUCUCAAAUGUCUGUUCAUGCGACUGAAUGACAGGAAUAGAAACGCGUCCCGUCACUGUGUCCGUCGGCCCCUCAGCUCCAUCUCAUCAGGGUGCACAGGUUCCCCUGUUUAGAUUCAUGCCUUCCUAUCAUUUCUCCUGUCUUAUUAGCUAAUGACUGCUUAGCAACUGGACCUAUUGAUCCUGGCGGACAGAAAGUGUGUUGCUGCAUUGGUCCCCUGAUGUGUGCCUGCAUGCUGCAUGCAAACCCCAGGGAAGAGCACCCCCUGUUGGGGAAAGUGUGACAGUAGUGUUACUGUGAGAGGACUAAAAUUAAUUUGCCCAAAACUCAACAUAGCCUUUGACUCGAUUUCUUCUAACAUGUUGCCUCAGUCUGCGGUGCAGCUGUUGCUCACCAGAUUAUUUUCAUUCUAUUCAACUGCAACAUGGAGAAUCAAGUUUAACAAACUCUCCAUUUUUACUUUUCAUCCAUGUAAAGCCAUUGGACUAUCUCAUUUAAGAAAAUCUCUGAUUACCGCUGACACUUGAAUGACACAAAGUUCUUCUUUGUGACUGAAGGUUUACUGUGAAUUUGAGCAUGCUGCGCAGAAGAGAAAUCUAAACUUAAACAGUUACUUUUUUAAAGAGAAGCCUUAUAAAAUGAAUAAAUAAACAAACCUUACUUUGUUUUCCACAAGAUCUUUGAGGGAGCAGAUGUUCAUUAAGAAAUUAUCUGUUCAUGCCUUUCCCAGAACCGACCUCCUGACUCCAGAGUAACAGUUUUUAGUUUAGGAUUAAUUCACCCAACCAGCAGCCACCCCCCCCCAUUCGUAAUCAUUUUAUCCACAUGUAAAAUAAUACCAAUUCUGUGUGUUAUGAUGUACGUUCUUUUUUAUGUCAUUUUAAAAUGGUCCCCUGGAUCUUAGUGAAUGCUUUAAAUCAAGAGAAUUGUAUCUAAAAAUGCUGUCUUUGUCAUUCUCUGUUAGCAGUUUGCCAAGGUACAACAGCAAAACCUGUGAAUUGCAUCUUCUAAGUGUAAAAUAACAGAAAAGGUACACUUUAUAUUGGUUCCAAGAGGCUCAGGUGAAUGAUUGCAGUGUAAAUCUUUCAUUGUUCAAUCUGUGAGUCGUUUAAUGUGGACUUUUCAUUGCUAUUGUCACCGAGACAUUAUAAAUGUAUGCAUCUUUGAAAGUGUAUUCUUUAUAACAGACUUGGCAUGUAGAAUGAGGUGGCCUUACAGCAAAAGGACGCUUGGACUGUGCUCACAGUCUUUCUCCUCUGUUCUCCCUUCUCUCUGUCGGUUAGUCAGAAAAAUGUCAAACGUAAGCGCCCCCUUUCUACACCAACGUGUACGCAAUCAUUUUGUGCAUACUCUUGUUUUUAUUUCUGUUUUUUACAUGCUUUUUGAAAAAUAAAAUGCUGGUGUUGAUUUAAUA
This is a messenger RNA of Menidia menidia (Atlantic silverside), 3122 nucleotides long. NCBI's taxonomy places the organism in Eukaryota, Metazoa, Chordata, Actinopteri, Atheriniformes, Atherinopsidae. The record is from the annotation of a GenBank genome assembly.